AUGUGUGAUAUAAUGCCAACAAUUGCAGAAGAUGGCAAUUCAAGUCAAGGUGAUCAUGACUCGCAAGUUGGUGCUGAGGGAAAUACUGUUGAAGAUAUGCUAUUAAGCAUUUUGGACGAACGUGAUCGACUGAUGGAGAACUUCCAAGAAGCGCAGGAACAGUUAAAUUAUUCACAGAAUCGAUUAAGUGAACUUGAACGGGAAAAGGAUUGUCUUUCGCGCCAACUCCGUGAGAAGGUUCCCGAGGAUAUUGCGGUACUAGCCAAAGAUGUUCAAUUUUACCGAGAUCAGUUACUGGAACGUGAGGAUGAGAUUCAAGAAUUGAAGGCUGAAAGAAGCAACACUCGACUGUUGUUGGAACAUUUGGAGUGUCUGGUGGCGCGACACGAGCGUUCGCUACGGAUGACAGUGGUAAAGCGGCAGAUGUCGAGUCCGGGCGGGGUGAGCUCCGAGGUGGAGGUGUUGAAAGCACUGAAGUCGCUGUUCGAGCACCAUAAAGCCAUGGAUACGCGUCUGCGCGAGCGCCUUCGUGCUGCUCUCGAGCGCGCCGCUCAACUGGAGGAGGAGGUUCGUGCUUCUGCCUCAGACCGCGCUACCCUCCGCGAACAACUGGCUGCCGCCCUGGCCAACAUCGCCGCCAGCACAAGCAAUGGUGUAGCGACCGACCCUGAGUGCAAGAAGGACGCUGUCGACUCAGUGGAGUCACAGCCUCCCGGUGGUCCGCCCGUGAAUGGUGCGGAAGUGGGAGGCGGUGGGAAGGAGGGAGGAAAUGGCGAAGGCACCAACUACGCUGCCGUCGCCGCUGCGGCCGCUGCCAGCGCUGCUGCGACCGAGCGCAAACUCGUUGAAGUGACGGAGCGGGCACGUGACCUGGAAUCCACCAUCACAACACUUCAGAAGGAGCUUGGACGUGCACAGGAUCAAGUGGCGCGACUGCAGCGGGACUUGCGCGAGUCGGAGGCGCAACGCGAAGAUCAGGAAUCUCGCAUCUCGACCUUGGAGCAGCGCUAUCUUGCUGCUCAGCACGAUGCCACCGCGGCCCACGAAAAGGCCAAUCGCAUCGACGCCGAUCUUAUCAGUCGCGACUCCGAGCUCAAGCAGUCUGAAGAGCGGGUGAAUCAUCUAAAGGUAGAAGUGGACAUGCUGCGAAACAAAAACGAGGACUUGCAAGUGAUGCUGGAAAAAUACCAGAGCCAGGAGGGCGAUCAGCCGGCCCCGGUGGCUUCAGGCAGCGCUGCCUCCCCAACAGAUCCCUCUGCUGUAGCCUCUGUCCCCUCCGCCACGGAGGCCAGCGAGCUGCAGGAGUCAAGCAUCCGAGCGAUGCGCGCCGAGCUAACCCAGGCCGAUGACCGACUGCGUGAGGUGCAAGCCGCCAUGGCUGAAACCCAGGCGGAGCUUCAACGCGCCAGACAGCGGGAGAGACUCAAUGAAGAUCAUAGUGCUCGUCUCACUGCUACUGUCGACAAACUUUUGCUGGAGUCAAACGAACGCCUGCAGACGCAUCUGCGGGAGAAGAUGGCUGUGAUGGAGGAGAAAAAUCAAUUGACAGCGGAGUUGGAUCGCGUUCGCCGUCAGAUGGAGUCUAUUCAGUCGGAACGCGAUCGACUGGUGAAUGAGUUGGACCGGCUUCGGCGUCAAGCCUCGCUAGCGGAAUCCCUUGACCUGCCCAAUCUCAACAUUUGGUGCACGCCGGGCACCGUGCGGCCACAGCGCGCGUCCCUGUUGCGCCGACCUGCGAGCCUCUACCUUUCAGCCCACGAAAAACCUGGCCCACUAAGUUGGCGCCAGAAGAACUGUUUCGGGGGAUCUGCGAUCAUACCUUCGAAGUACGACAGCUAUUCUGGCUUCGGCAGUGGUUCACUUGCCAGAAACUCAUCGCAAGUUAAAAAUAGUGUGGAUGGUCCGACCAAUGUCAUUAGCCCUUCAACUGCCGUCUCAGCGAACCUCUCCGCCGAUAGCAAGCCCACCGCGAACUCUCAAAACACCAGCGACGCCCAGGCGCUUGCAUUACUAAUUCAGGAUCAAUUGGAUGCAAUCAACAACGAAAUCAAACUAAUUCAGGAGGAGAAACAGAACACGGAGCAACUGGCAGAAGAGUUGGAGUCGCGCGUCGUGCAGCAUUCGAAUCCAUACCUCUUCGAGGCAACAGCAACAACUGCAGCAGUGCACCAGCAAGCAGGCGGCGGCAGCCGGGGGACUACCAUCGCCUCCUCGGUGCCUCCGCACCUUCCCGGUUUCGGCCCUACAGGCUGGUCACCACCGCCAUCUCCGCUCACGGGCCGAGUGGGCACUCCUACCACUCUGCAUACCGUCAUAACCACCGGUUACGGGGCCUCCAUGGUUCCUGCGCAUCGUGCAACUGUUGCCGCUGCAACCCACUACCCUUACACGACGGGGCGCGCGGGACCCCUCUUCCCUGGCGGUACCCCAGCUCCACAGCGUGCCAACUCAGCCAUGGCACAGCUCCUCUGUCAGCCACAGGCACUAAACGAGUAUGACGGUAUCGCACCAGCCGAGAGUCAUUUUCAACGCCAGCGUUCGAAUCCUGAGCCGGUACAAAGACAGGGUUCAUCCGUCAUGACUAGUAAUCCGCAGGAGAGCCCCUAUGAAUUUGGCCCGGACAACGUUAGCGUCAGUCAGUUGCAGAUGUGGCGACCGGAGAACAACGGCGAGAAGGUUCCCGAGGACCUCUCCUAUCCCGUUCAGAGGGCUUCCAGCAGUUUAGGACAGGCCUAUCCCAACCAAUCAAUAAACGGCGUCAGUGCUCCCUCUCCUUUGAGACAAUCUAAUACCUCUAGCACUGCUCGCAUUUUUAGCGGCCGUAACCGCAGCCUCCAGCACCUGAUGGAAGCGGAAGCCCUGAGACUGAAUGAGAGUGGCCGCCCCAACUCGGCCAGUCCGGUGCCGCCUAAGCCCCAAUUUCGCGUUCCCUCUGCAACCAUUGCGCAACCUCCCGCCUCCCCUGAGCCACCCCCAGGCCCCAGCCACCGGCGUCACUCCGUCCCCUCUUACCGCAUUGCCGUCUCCGGUAGUGCAGUGCGCCCUAGGGCUCCCAUGGGAAAUGUGCCGGUGGCCACUUCUGGAGCGCUGUUAGAGAGCCCCGGCUCUAGCGCGUCCUCAAAGUCUGACCCCACAGUUGCAAACGCACCGAAGCAACUCGCCCUUGGUGGCCUCGUGCCCGCCUCCUCACCAUACAACACCCACUUUCCGCAUGAAGGCGACGUGCCUUUGAUUGGCACCCACUUCCAUCACCAACUUCUUCCUACCUCCGUCGCCCUCUCCACCAUCACCACUACCACCGCUGCGGCCACCCUUGGCGCUGCCAAACUAAUGUUGCUCCAGCGCGUCGGGGCGGCUGCCUCGCAGUUCUCACCGUCACCUACGCCGAGUAAGAAGAAGUCGAUCACUGGCACUCUGGGCCGGAUCUUCAAGCGUGGCGGAAAGGACCAGCCACAAAUUGGGCUGCCACAAAGCCCUAUAAUCCACCACCAACAGCGAUUCGCAUCCACUUCACCGUCUCUGGGCAUCACCUACAACCCACAGGCUACGGCCCAGAUUCAACAAAAGCAGCUGCUACAGCAACAACAACAACAGCAUUUGCAGUUUCUUCGACACAAGGAGAUGCAGCAACAGCACCUGUAUCAGUUGGCGCAGCAGAGACAACAGCAACAACAACAGGGCGGAAAACUAACUCCCUACGAUACCGAAGACCCUGACGGUCUAAUUUCGCCAUCGCUUCACUCCACUGGGGGUCAUUACACCAGACAGCCUAAUAAUUUCGCUCCGGGAACUGGUCUCCCCGCGGCUCAGCCGCUGGAAGAGCGCCGGCGGAAGAAGAAGGAGGAGCUCCUUGACGAGGCCAUGGAGGCCCAUUUGCCCUUUGCUCAGUGGAAUGGACCUACCAUCGUCGCAUGGCUUGAGCUAUGGGUGGGAAUGCCGGCGUGGUACGUCGCUGCAUGCCGAGCCAACGUCAAAUCCGGCGCGAUAAUGGCCGCGCUCUCCGAGCAGGAGAUCCAGAGGGAAAUAGGCAUCAGUAAUCCCCUUCACAGACUGAAACUCCGAUUGGCCAUUCAGGAAAUGGUCGCGUUAACCGCGCCCACUCCGACACCGAGGCCUAACACGAGCCGAUUGGCGUUUGGAGAUAUGGAUCACGAGUGGAUUGGGAACGUGUGGCUGCCGGGUCUUGGCUUGGCGCAGUACCGACCGGCCUUCAUGGAGUGCCUGGUGGACGCACGGAUGCUCGAUCACCUGACCAAACGCGAUUUACGGACUCACCUCAAGAUGGUGGACGCGAUGCACCGCACCAGCCUUCUCUAUGGCAUUGUGUGCCUCAAACGUCUCAACUACGAUCGAAGCGAGCUUGAGCGGCGCCAGAGGGAGUGCCUCCAUCGCGAAAGCAUCGAUUUGUUAGUGUGGACCUGUGAGCGAGUGCAGGCGUGGUUGGACCAGAUAGGCCUACGAGAGUAUGCAAGCCACCUGAACGGGUCGGGAGUGCACGGAGGCCUAUUGGGUCUACACACAGAGGUAGAUGCGAAUCAGUUGGCGCUGAUCUUGCAGAUCCCAUCCUCAGCCACUAAUGCUCGCCUUAUUCUGGCGCGUGAGCUGGAGAACCUAGUGCAGCGAUACCGCGCCACUGCCCCCCUCGCCGCUGCCGCCCUCGGACCCGCACCUCGCGUCCUCGCAAUGGAGGCAGCGGCUGCGGCAGCCGCUCGCACCCUUCCCUCGGCAUCUGCCACCGACUCUAUCGACGGUGAGAGUGGAUCUCCACCGAUUAACGGUGGCACCGACGUCGAGAAGUCCCUUCCAGCAGUAACGAUGCAGUCAGCUGUGGAAAACCAACCGCAUCUUCCUACCUCUGCAAUUCUUACCUCAACAGCGGCUCAGAAAAGCCACAGCGGUGCAGAGUCAACAACCGAGAGCCACGCGAAUGCGCAUCCCACCACAUCCGCUAUCACCGCCUCGACUACUUCCUCAACGAUAACGCCAACGCCCCCUGCCAUUAGCGCACCACCAGCAACACCGCUGGCUGGCCCGCGGAGCAAAAAGGGCGCCGCCCCCCCUCCCCCCUCGACGCCUGCCCAGACAAGGUCGAAGACGUAG
This is a messenger RNA of Echinococcus granulosus, 5100 nucleotides long. Its product is annotated as Liprin-alpha-3. Gene Ontology annotation, cellular component: presynaptic active zone. Bases 1 to 5100 code for a protein of 1699 amino acids. Lineage: Eukaryota; Metazoa; Platyhelminthes; Cestoda; Cyclophyllidea; Taeniidae. The transcript has 20 exons. The record is from RefSeq and is a predicted model, not a curated record. Gene Ontology annotation, molecular function: protein binding. Gene Ontology annotation, biological process: synapse organization.